AUGUCUGAGGAAUACGACACCUUUGGGCUGGGAGACUGGACGCUGCAGAGCGGAGAUGUCAUCCCAAAGGCCCGCAUCGCAUACAGGACGUUUGGUGACCCCAAGUUGCCCGCUAUCGUGUACCCGUCAUGGUACUCAGGCACAAUAUCUGCCAACUUCUGGCUGAUAGGAGAAGACAUGGAGCUGAACCCGAAGAAAUACUUCAUCAUCAUACCCGCUCUGUUUGGCAAUGGACAGUCUUCUUCCCCUUCGAACACUGACCUUUCCCCUUUCCCGGCUGUGUCUGUCUACGAUAACGUCAGGGCUCAGUAUAAACUGGUGACAGAGCACCUCGGGGUCAAGCAUCUCCGAGCUGUCCUUGGCUGGUCUAUGGGAGCAGGUCAGACUUUCCAAUGGGCAGUUCAGUACCCUGAUUUCAUGGACAUCGCCGUCCCAUUCUGCGGAUCUGCGAAGACUUCUCUGCACAACAAAGUGUUCCUCGAGGGCGUCAAAAGUGCCUUGCUGUCUGCCAAGCGUUUCCGUUCUGCUGGGUCUGGAAAGGAUGGCAUCUGCUCCGAAGGGGUUGUUGCUCGAAAGUGGACAGAGGAAGAAAGAGACAUCGGGCUGAGAGCUGUAGGGAGAGUGUACGCUGGAUGGGGUAUGAGCCAGUCCUUCUAUCGUGAGAAACUCUACGAGACGGUUCUUGGGUAUAAGGACCUAGAGGAUUUCCUAGUCAAUUUCUGGGAGAAGUAUUUCCUCUCCAAGGAUCCCGAAAAUCUGCUUGUAAUGCUGCGGACAUGGCAGAAUGCAGACGUCUCCCAGCAGGAACCGUACCAUGGCAAUUUUGAGAAAGCACUCGGGGGAAUCAAAGCAAAAACGCUAGUGCUUCCUUGCAAGCAUGACUUAUACUUCCCACCGGAAGACUCAGAGUAUGAAGUUGCAAAUAUGGCGCCCGGCGUGGGUGAGCUGGGUGUAUUCCCAUCCAUCUGGGGACACUGGGCUGGUGGCCCUGGCGAGAGCAAGGAGGACGUCAAAUGGCUCAACAACAAGCUGGUCGAAUUAUUCAAAAAGGUCCCUGUCCGUGACUCCUGA
Messenger RNA from Nannizzia gypsea CBS 118893, 1071 nucleotides. RefSeq names its product homoserine acetyltransferase. The record is from RefSeq and is a predicted model, not a curated record. The transcript has 6 exons. Gene Ontology annotation, biological process: biosynthetic process. Bases 1 to 1071 code for a protein of 356 amino acids. NCBI's taxonomy places the organism in Eukaryota, Fungi, Ascomycota, Eurotiomycetes, Onygenales, Arthrodermataceae. Gene Ontology annotation, molecular function: acyltransferase activity, transferring groups other than amino-acyl groups.